Leguminivora glycinivorella is the source of this 2145-nucleotide messenger RNA. RefSeq names its product FGGY carbohydrate kinase domain-containing protein. Gene Ontology annotation, biological process: carbohydrate metabolic process. Lineage: Eukaryota; Metazoa; Arthropoda; Insecta; Lepidoptera; Tortricidae. The coding region runs from base 373 to 2001 and encodes 542 amino acids. The record is from RefSeq and is a predicted model, not a curated record. The transcript is spliced from 4 exons. Gene Ontology annotation, molecular function: phosphotransferase activity, alcohol group as acceptor; kinase activity.
UAUAUUGUACAAACAUCAUACAGAAGUUUUUUACAAGAGCAAUAUGUACUUUUUAAAACUUAAUUCAUUAUUUACUUUUUUUUUCUAUUUACCAUUGCGAUUCUGUAGAUAACAGAGUGAAUGGAGAGUAAACAAGGUUAUCUCGUAACCCCGAGUGUUUUUAUGGUUUAUUUAAUAGUAAACCAGUUAUCGGUAAUACCAAGGUCGCGUGUAAUGACACUAUCUCAAUUAUUUUAUUGCUCAGCAGCUUGCACGUCUGUAAUUGCUGAAGUAACACUGACAUUAAAUAAUUUCCAACAGUGUUAUAUAUCUUUCUUGAUUAGAUGGUUGGAAAGUAUCUCUUGAUUAAAUUAAAUUAUAAUUUCCUAUAAAAUGGAGAAAGAAGUUUAUUUCAUUGGUGUCGACGUAGGAUCCGGCAGCGCAAGAGCAGCACUUGUUGACCAGAAAGGACAUGUCUGUUCCACUUCAGUAAAGGAAAUUCAGACCUGGAAACCAAAGGUGGACUUCUAUGAGCAGUCCUCUAACGACAUAUGGAAUUGCUGUGAAUAUGUCAUUAAGAAUGUUGUCCAGGGAGUGGAUCCAAUAAGCAUAAAGGGAAUUGGAUUUGAUGCAACAUGCUCGCUUGUUGCCCUAGAUAAGCAAUUCAACCCUUUAGCAGUGAGUGAUUCUUACAACAAUGAGCAAAACAUAAUAAUGUGGAUGGACCACAGGGCUCAGGCUGAAGCAGACUUCAUAAACAACACAAAUCAUGAAAUACUCAAAUAUGUGGGAGGAAAAGUCAGUUUAGAAAUGGAAAUUCCAAAACUACUCUGGUUAAAAAAACAUUCAAUCAACUGGUCUGAGUUUGGUUACUUUUUUGAUCUGCCAGAUUUUCUUACAUGGAAAGCCACAGGAUCCCUGAGCAGAUCUCUGUGUUCCUUGGUCUGCAAAUGGAAUUAUGAGUGUUCUGUUGAUGGUAAACAGGGUUGGAAUGUAGAUUACCUAAAGAAAGUGGGAUUGGAAGACUUAAUUGAGGGUAACUUCAAAAAGAUUGGUGAUAAAGUUUUGAUGCCUGGUGAGCACUGUGGAGGGCUCUCACCUGAAGUUGCUAAAGUCUUGGGUUUAUUGCCAAAUACUCCUGUAGCAACAUCUAUUAUUGACGCACAUGCUGGUGGUCUGGGGAUGAUUGGAACAGAUGGUGAUGGUAUAGAUAAGGAGAUGUCUACUCGUCUUGGACUGAUCUGUGGCACAUCUACAUGUCACAUGGCUGUGAACAAGAAGGCUGUGAUGGUGCAAGGGGUGUGGGGUCCGUACUUCAGUGCCAUGGUCCCAAACAUGUGGUUGAAUGAGGCAGGGCAGAGUGCAUCAGGGAUGCUGUUAGAUCAUGUCAUUUCAAGCCAUCCUGCAGGCAUUGAGCUGCUUAAAAAGUACUCUACAGGAGAGGUCCGUAACCACUUAAGAGACUUGAUGACUAUAAUGGCAAAGAACCAAGGCCUCUUUGACAUUAGUUUGCUGACAAAAGACUUCCACAUGUGGCCAGACUAUCAUGGUAACCGUUCACCCUUGGCUGAUUCACUUAUGAAGGGCAUGAUUAGUGGCCUUUCCAUAUCUAAGAAUGAGGAGAACUUGGCAGUGCUGUAUCUAGCCACUUUACAAGGUCUUUGUUAUGGUACCAGACACAUUGUUGAUGCAUUAGUGUUGGCCGGAUAUGAUCCAUUUAAAUCAUUGCUUAUCUGCGGAGGAAUAACGAAAGAUCCACUCUUCGUCCAAAUACAAGCUGACACCACAGGGCUAUCCAUUAUGAAGCCACAUGAAAAGGACUCCGUUCUAGUUGGUGCAGCAAUUCUAGGGGCCUGUGCUUCCAAAUAUUUUAAGAAUAUGGAUGAAGCCAUUCAAAACAUGGGGGGGAAAGCUGAUGUGAUAAGACCAAAUUUGAAUAUCAAGUCAUUCCAUGAUAAAAAAUACAAUGUGUUCCUUAAAAUGUUUCAAGAUCAAUUAGUUUAUAGAUCACUUAUGAAAUAAGGAUAAUUAUAUAUGAUAUGUAUUUGUGUAGAGGGGAAAUUAUGUAUUGUAAUUUAUAAUGUUGUACUCAUCAGAAGUUUUUUAUGCCACUUUUCGGCUCGAUAUAAAGUUACCGAAUAACAAGAACUUCCUUUCAUUGCCUUC